Prorocentrum cordatum is the source of this 607-nucleotide messenger RNA. The record is from the annotation of a GenBank genome assembly. Lineage: Eukaryota; Dinophyceae; Prorocentrales; Prorocentraceae.
GCUUUACGCUGUCUUCAGCAUCGGCCAUGCGGUCAAGCUUCACGAGGUGGUCAACCACGGCGGGGAGCCACGCGCGGCUGAAAUUACAUUGGAAGAUCUCUUUGAUAAGUGGUCGCUCUCAAAAGCUGAGCCGCCAAAGCAGAUGGAGGGUGAUCAGCAGCGGCCCCGUCAGUUGUACACCGACAUGCAAAAGGCUAUCUUGUACCGAGCUCUUCUCGAGCUAGACGCCAAGCACAUGGGGAUGCAAAAGCUGAUCUUCUGGUGGAAACCAGAUGGGGUUUGGGCCACGUGUGUGGUCAAGCAGGGUCAGCUUACAUUGGUCCCAGUGGCACCGUUGGUCAACAUGAGCUCGAAGAACGCGUCUAAUGUGUCGGGCAUGCCGCUUGGCGACAGCGCGAUUGACAGCGGCGACAACGGCGCCAGCAAAUUCGAUGAAGCCGCGUUCGUGGCUGCGUACUGCUGGGUCGCGACAGCAUACGAUAAGAAGCAAGCCAACAUGGCUACGAGCCAAGUGUCCCACGGUGGCAUCAUGCUGCCAGUGCUGACCAGCAUUGCCGACGUCGGGCCGAACGUAAAGCUCCAGGUGUUCGUCAAGCCCAAGGCUAAG